GUGCGAGUAACUACAAUGGAUGCAGAGCUGGAAUUUGCCAUUCAGCCCAAUACAACUGGCAAACAACUUUUUGACCAGGUCGUGAAAACAGUUGGUUUGCGUGAGGUCUGGUUUUUUGGGCUGCAGUAUGUUGACAGCAAAGGCUAUUCUACUUGGCUUAAACUGAAUAAAAAGGUGACACAACAAGAUGUUAAAAAAGAGAAUCCUUUACAGUUCAAGUUCAGAGCUAAAUUCUUUCCUGAAGAUGUUUCUGAGGAAUUAAUUCAAGAAAUAACCCAGAGACUUUUCUUCUUGCAAGUUAAAGAAGCCAUCUUAAAUGAUGAGAUAUAUUGCCCACCAGAAACUGCAGUUCUUCUGGCUUCCUAUGCUGUCCAAGCCAAAUGCGGAGAUUAUAAUAGAGAGAUUCACAAACCAGGCUACCUUGCUAAUGACAGACUCCUGCCCCAGCGGGUUUUGGAACAGCACAAACUGACAAAAGAACAGUGGGAAGAAAGAAUACAGAACUGGCAUGAAGAGCACAGAGGGAUGCUAAGGGAAGACUCAAUGCUGGAAUACUUGAAGAUUGCACAAGAUCUAGAAAUGUACGGCGUCAACUAUUUUGAAAUAAAAAAUAAAAAGGGUACUGAGUUAUGGCUAGGCGUUGAUGCUUUGGGUCUGAAUAUUUAUGAGCAUGAUGACAAGUUAACACCUAAAAUUGGCUUUCCUUGGAGUGAAAUCCGAAAUAUUUCAUUUAAUGACAAAAAAUUUGUUAUAAAGCCAAUCGACAAAAAAGCACCUGAUUUUGUUUUUUAUGCACCUCGUCUGAGGAUCAAUAAGCGGAUUUUGGCCUUGUGUAUGGGAAACCAUGAACUGUACAUGCGGAGAAGGAAGCCUGACACUAUUGAAGUACAACAGAUGAAGGCUCAGGCGAGGGAGGAAAAGCAUCAGAAGCAGUUGGAAAGGGCACAAUUAGAGAAUGAAAAGAAGAAAAGAGAAAUAGCAGAAAAGGAAAAGGAAAGAAUAGAACGUGAAAAGGAAGAGCUAAUGGAACGCCUAAGGCAAAUUGAAGAACAGACAAUGAAAGCCCAAAAAGGAUGUAUAAUAAAAAUAUUAGUGAUUUACAGUCAAAAAACUACUCAAAGAAGCACUGAAGAAUAUAAGAUAUAG
Castor canadensis (American beaver) is the source of this 1146-nucleotide messenger RNA. NCBI's taxonomy places the organism in Eukaryota, Metazoa, Chordata, Mammalia, Rodentia, Castoridae. The record is from RefSeq and is a predicted model, not a curated record.